Messenger RNA from Electrophorus electricus (electric eel), 4639 nucleotides. RefSeq names its product vWFA and Collagen domain-containing protein. Lineage: Eukaryota; Metazoa; Chordata; Actinopteri; Gymnotiformes; Gymnotidae. Gene Ontology annotation, molecular function: extracellular matrix structural constituent conferring tensile strength. Gene Ontology annotation, biological process: extracellular matrix organization. The record is from RefSeq and is a predicted model, not a curated record.
UUGUGGCUGCGUGGAGCUUCAGCUGCUCAGGUUCUUAGCUAUGGAUUUGUGAAGCUAGAGGUGUGGAUAUCAUACUUAUCAAUAACAGUUAGUGCUAACAUCUCCAGUUUGACGAGUGAACUAGUUAUUUUUUAAAGUUAAGAGGAAUUCUUAUCUGUUGUGGGAUACAAUUUUGAUGCCCUGCUGAUCUAUAAUGAGGAAAUGGUUACUGGGUUCACUAGUGGUCAGUCUGGUCCUGAUGCACAUCAGAGGCCAGAAUCAGAAAGACAUUCAAGCUGGUUGUAGUACCACUCCAAAUGACCUGGUGUACAUCAUCGAUGGCUCCUCAAGCCUGGGAGCCGCAGACUUCGAAACGGCCAAGCGCUGGCUCAUCAACAUCACCAGCGGCUUCGACGUGAGCUUGCGGCACACCCAAGUGGCCGUGGUCCAGUACAGUGACACGCCGCGCCUGGAGAUCCCACUGGGGAGGCACCAGGACACUCAAGAACUCCUCCGGGACAUCGGCUACAUCUCGUACCUGGGAGGCAGGACCCAGACGGGUCGUGCCAUCAAGUUUGCCAGCCACCACGUCUUCCCGUCGUCUAACCCCACGGUGAAGGCCACCAGAAACCGCAUCGCCGUGAUACUAACCGAUGGCCGUUCGCAGGACGAUGUGGUGGAUCCUGCCAUGGACGCCAAGGCUCAGGGCAUCGCGCUGUUCGCCGUGGGUGUGGGGAAUGAGAUCACCAACGCUGAGCUUGUGUCUAUGGCUACCAAGCCCUCGUCGACUUACGUGUUGCAUGUGGAGGACUACACCUCCAUCGGGAGCAUUAGGGAGGCGAUGGAACAGAAACUGUGUGAGGAGUCCGUGUGUCCGGUGCGGAUUCCCGGUACGGUGAACGGGCAGAAGGGCUUUGAUCUCAUGAGCCUAAUGGGGAUUGUUGAGGUUGCAAAAAAGGUCCAGGGAUCACUAGUUUCGGAAGCGGCGUACCUUCUGAGCCCUCAUCUGGACGUCACUCGCAGUACCAGAGAGAUCUUUCCAGAAGGGCUCCCUCCUUCGUAUGUGUUUGUGGCCACACUGCGUGUGAAAAGCCCAGCUCACCACAUGAAGUUUGACCUCUGGAGGGUGCUGUCUCAGGACAGGAUCAAACAGGUUGCCGUGACAUUGAAUGGAGCGGAGAAGUCGGUCACCUUCACCAGCACUAGUGCCUUGAAGAAAGAACAGACUGUCAUAUUCAAUGACCGGGGAAUUAAGAGGCUUUUCGACACGGACUGGCACCAGCUGAAGCUGUUAGUGAAGCCCAAACGCAUCACCUGUUACCUAGACGACACACAUGUGGAGGAGCAGCUCCUGGAGCCAGUGGUUUCCAUCUACAUCAAUGGCAAGACACAGGUGGCCAAAAAAGUCAACAUAGAAACCACUGUGCCAGUGGUCCUACAGAAGCUGCGGCUCUACUGUGACCCUGUGCAGAGCCAGCGUGAGGGUGCCUGUGAGAUCUACUCCGUGGGGGACGACAGGUGUCCUGCGGAUCGCGCUGCUGCUGUGGAAGGAUGCGACUGCCCCGGCGGUAAGCCUGGCCAACCAGGCCUUCCUGGAUCUAUGGGAUUUAGGGGUGAGAAGGGCCGAGAGGGUCCUCCAGGUCCUGAUGGAAAGCCUGGGAAGCCAGGAGAAAAAGGGGCACUUGGACAGGCCGGAAGAGAUGGCGAGAAAGGUGAGGCAGGUCGACCAGGGCCAAAGGGAAAGAGAGGAUUGACUGGUGCCAAAGGGGAUAUGGGAGCGAAAGGACCUCCAGGAAUACCGGGCCCCCCUGGACCAGUGGGCCCUGGACUGUCUAUGUGGGAUGAUUCUAGAGUAGAAGAAAGCAAGGAAACCUCAGGACAGCCAGGAGAGGCGGGACCACCGGGAAGACCGGGAUCAGUGGGGGAGCCUGGGCUAUCUGGUAAAGAUGGACUUCCUGGCCUAGCUGGACAGAAGGGUGAGAAGGGAGAUCCUGGUGUGUAUGGAAUGGAUGGACAGAACGGUAUUCCAGGCAUCAGAGGGCCUCCAGGAGAAAUGGGGCCAGUUGGACCACAGGGUGAAAGAGGUUUGCCUGGGCACCAGGGUUCAACUGGACCAAAAGGACCUCAGGGACCUCCAGGCCCAGUUGGAUCACCUGGGGCAGAGGGUCCUUCUGGUCCAAAGGGGAACACUGGACAGCGAGGGCACGAAGGUUUACCAGGACCACCCGGCUCUAAGGGCUUAGAUGGACAUCCUGGUCCACAGGGCCCUCCAGGCUUUAGGGGCCCAACGGGUUUAAAUGGCCAUAAGGGUGAGACGGGAGAGCCCGGUAUUAAAGGAACUCAGGGAGAAAAAGGCAGUGGAGGAUUGCCUGGGGUCCCUGCAAAACCUGGUGAGCCGGGACUCCGGGGGAGCAAAGGAGAGCGAGGAAUAGCUGGGGAUCCGGGAAUCCGAGGGCCUGAUGGGAAAAAGGGAGAAAUGGGUGCGAUGGGUCCAGCAGGCCCAAGAGGCUUCCCAGGCCAAGUCGGGUUGCCAGGACAACCAGGACUCCCAGGUUACCCAGGGAAACCAGGAAAGCUGCCAUCAGAGCAGCACCUGAUGAAGAUCUGUGCUUCAGUUCUACAGAAUCAACUACCACAGCUCCUUCAGGUGAUGUCACCCAGCAGCUGCCAAAAAUGUGAGACGAUUAAGGGGCCCCCAGGUGACCUGGGGCCCCCUGGACCCCAGGGCUCAACUGGAACGCCGGGCUAUCCUGGCAGGCCUGGAGCGCAGGGAUACCCAGGACCGCCAGGGAUGAUGGGCCCAGAGGGAGCCAAAGGUGAAGUUGGAUCCAUGGGCAUGAAGGGUGCCAAAGGAGAGGGUGACAUCGGUCUACAGGGUCCACCAGGACCACCAGGUAUUCAGGGUCCUCGUGGAGACGCCGGAGAGGGAUACGCAGGGCCCCCAGGGCCCACAGGGAAACAUGGCUCACCCGGGAUCCCGGGCAAAAGGGGCCCCCCGGGAGCACCAGGCAUUUGUGACCCGUCCUCUUGUUACCAGGGUUACGGCCUCCCAGACAACCACUUCACCAAAGGUCCCAACUUUUAGCAUGCUGCUUUACGCUCCACCCACAGGACGGCUAAAGGCACCCGCAACCCUGUGUGGUGCCCUGUGCUGAACUUCAAGGCAUCCUGGCCUCAGUCUUUGUGCCCUUGAGCCCCAAUAGUUGGCUAACUGUUUGAAGUUCCUUGAGCGUAUCCAUUUUUUUUCUUCAGAUUAAUUACUACACUUGAUAUUAACCUCUGUGCUCUUUACCCUGAAUAGAGGGUCAACUGUCUGAAACUGCUUGUGUGUGUAUUAGUUUUUACUUGAGAUUAUUUGUCACACUUCUUGUUUUUGUUUGUUUUUUGUUUAGUUUUUUUUUACAUUUAGAAUCUAAUGUAAAAUGCAAACGUGCUUUGCGGCAGUCUUAAAUAUCCCAACAGUAUGUGCAGUUGCAGUGCAAUACAAUACACAAGAGUACUCUUGACAUGUACUUUAGGGCCCAGUAGUUUGGGUGCACUGGAGUUUAGCCAUUUAGCAAAGUUGAUGCUGGGAUCGUUUUCAGCCUUGAACUGUUUCACUAUGCUCCUCUGGCAUUGUUACUAACAGCUGGAAAACAUUUUUUUUCCAAAAGCUCCUUCCUGUAGUGCUAGCAGUAGCAAUGGUAAUGCACAGAGGACCAGACAAAUGGAGUCAAUAUGUGGUCUAACACCUCCUAUUGACAUCAUUAAGUUUGGGAAAACUGUGUUUGGACCAUACAUGUGUAACAUUGGAAUGAAAUACACAGCACCUCACCUCCCCCUCCAAAAAACCCCCCCCAAAAAACCCAAGGAAACCCACAAAAAACAACAAACAGCAUAUGAAGAUGUAUUUCAGUGUCAUAGAUUUUUAUUGGUUAAAAACAAAUUUAUUGGUUUUAAAACAAUUUGGAAUUUACGUGAUAAAAUGAGAACAACUCUUGGCAUUGGGCUCUGACGUCUGGGCUCUACUGAAGUGAAAGAAAUUUUCAGCUGAAAACAAAACAUUGUAGCAAAGCUUUUCUAAGCAAAGACAGCAAGUUUCAUGUUCAGUCAUUUUGUCAAGGUCUGUCUGCCCGCACCACAGUUGUGAUCUCACAUUGGUACCCUCAAAUGAAAAUCUGUCUUUCAGAAUCACGUUCCAUUGCAAAUAGACAUACGCGUUGCACUGCCUUUAUAAAGCUACCUCUGACUAGAAGUGAAGUAGUCUAUUAGCUGGACUGUAAUGUUAAAAUAAUUUGCUGGUUGACUUCUGAGACUACUUGUGCUCAGAUUUUUCCCUCUGUUUUCUAAAAACACAUCCAGAAUCCUCGUAUUUUGUGUAGGAUGGAUCCAUGUCUAAAGUUUACUGUUUGUGUUUUGUGGACUACUAUGUUUGAUGGUUCUGAAUGUUUGAACACAUUGUGUUUAAAGCUCUCCAAUGCAGCUAUGCUGUUUUAGUAGUUCUAUUGGUCACCCCUGUCUGUUAAACUGAAUGAAUCAGGAACUGAUGUUUCUAUUUAUUGCCUUGCUUUAAUGCAUGCACUCUUGAGACACCCUCUUUUUGAUUCGGAGUGUUUUUUGUUUUUUUUUUAAAAACAAAAUGUCAUUUGUGAUUUUUUUUUAGUGUCAUUUGUGAUUUUUU